CCUCACCAAGCCUGGUCGCUGAAGCCUACUGACAUUAUCAAGAUGGUUCGAGCUAGCUUGUUGGCCUUCUGCCUUCUCGGCGCGCUUCUCCUGGUGAUGCCAGCCGCUGCCUACCCCAGUCUUGGCAACUACUAUCGCCCAGGAGUUCAAUAUGAACCCGAGCAGAUCAUGGAUAUGCUGAACCGUCUCAACGAACUCAUGGAAAUGGAACGCAAGAUGGAAAACUUUAAAGAGGACAUUAUUAGCAGCGAGAAACGUGCUCUCGACAUGGGUCUCAACCGUGGCUACUCUGGCGCUAUUCACGCCAAGCACCUGAUGGGAAUGGCCGCAGCAAACUACGCCUCCGGACCCGGAAGGAGGCGACGUGACGUCGAAUAAACAAAAGAAAAACAAAGUCUAGUCUAAACGCCGUCACCUUUUAUUGGGCUUCACUAUUGUCUAUGCUUAAUAAUGUUAAAUCAAUUUAUCCGUCAAAUUAGAGUAGAAAGUUCCAUAAAAAUAAUCGGCCUAUUUCCUAUCAAAAAUUAUACUCGUUCCAAGGAUUGUGCUUAAACUUUUAAUCUCUACUGUUUCUGUAGUCGCUUCCAAGAAUAAUCUGUUUUUUUUUUCUGGUUCCAUUUCGUUUACAUUAAAAUAGUAUUGUUUCAGUAUUAAAAAUUUGUUCCUUAAAAUAUUAUCCAUGUUAAAACGCUUGAAAUUAUAAUAUAUUUAUAUAAAUGUACGUUCUAACGACAGUAGAUAAUGUUACUAACUAUUGUAGCGAAUUCCGUGUUUCCUACUAACAUUUGUGAAAUUCUAGUCUAUUGUAAGAAC
Vanessa atalanta (red admiral) is the source of this 813-nucleotide messenger RNA. It is a transcript of the gene Dh31, whose product is annotated as diuretic hormone class 2. NCBI's taxonomy places the organism in Eukaryota, Metazoa, Arthropoda, Insecta, Lepidoptera, Nymphalidae. Gene Ontology annotation, molecular function: diuretic hormone activity; G protein-coupled receptor binding. The record is from RefSeq and is a predicted model, not a curated record. The coding region runs from base 43 to 378 and encodes 111 amino acids. The transcript has 5 exons. Gene Ontology annotation, biological process: body fluid secretion.